CUUUAGAAAGACCAGAAUGCAUGAUUAUAUUUUAGUCAAACGAUAUCAUAUCAUGAUUUGAUUUAUAAAUAUCUCUUGUUAUUAUUAUAUCAAAGUCGAAAUAACACAUAUUUUUUUCUCUGAAAUGGUGCCAGUUAUUUAUGAUAUGCUGUUGGUUAUCAUCUAUCUCUUUAUCGGUGUAAACGGAAAGGUUAAAUGUUGGCCAGCAGCUAUAUCAACCGGUGAAAAGACAAGUCAGUUUUGCGAUGAUUUAGAUGGUACUCUAUUGUACAUGACAACUGGUUUACAGGAAUCCCUUAUGUAUACGUUUAGAGCAAGUCUACUUACAGCGAACAGGGAUGAAGUAUUAACAUGGACUAAGCACCGUGUCAAUAAAGAUCUUUAUGACGAAGGAAGAACAUACUACAGCGAAUUUCCAAAUAGUAAUAAUGUUCCAUCUGUUGACGAAUCUACCCUCUGUAUUUAUGCUAUAUUUUAUCUAACCAAUGAAACAAUUGGAUGGGUUCCGCUUAAUUGUAAUGACAACUUGAAAACCAUGGCUUGUUGUCAUUUUGGUAUAAUAUGUCCGGACUGUGUGAAUGCUACCUUGUAUGAAGAAGCGGUUACAUGGUACACAGCAGAAAACUAUUGUGCAAAAGAAGGAGGGAGUUUAGUAAACCUUACUCAUUCGAAUGGCAUCUAUAAAAGCUUUGAGAAAACAGAAUGGAUUUCAUCAGGGCUAACUAAGUUUUGGACUGGUCAUUAUGCAUCAGGGAAUAUUGUCGAAAAUUUUGAGAUUUCAAAGAUGGAUUAUUUUGAUGAAGUAGUAAAUAAUCAAACGGGUUGUGUUUACCUUAUUGUAAAACGACAAAAUAAAGGCUUUCCUAAAUACCAAUUGGUAACAGAUUCGUGCAAUGAAGCAACGUAUGGAUUUAUAUGCAUGAAACCCACACAUGAGUAUUAUUUUGAUAGAACAGAAAAAAUGAUUGUAGUAGGCAGCAAUGUUCUCAAAUACGAUGGUCAGCCCUAUACUAUAACGGAGUGUCAGGAUGAGUGCUUUGUAAUGAUAAAAAAUGGAUUUGCAUGUACUGGCUUUGAUUAUAAUAGAGCAAAUUCGAGCUGCCGGUUUAAUGAAUUAAUCUUCCCUAGCGAAAUUCCGAAAAAUGUCUGGCAAUUUAGCUCCGAUUGGGACACUGUUGAUCGUACCGUAGUACAUGGUAUGCAUAAACGUAAGGUUAAGUAAAAUUGAAGAGUAAAUAUGAUAUGUAACUUUUUGGCUUCAGGCUGUUACUAGAAAUAAAAAAAACGGUAACUCAUUUAACUAUUAGCAUGGACAAUUAUCGAAUGAACAAUGUAUAAAUCGUAAGUACAGAUUGAUUGUAUAAUAUGUAAAAACUGUGUCAAAUUUGUUUAAAAUACUGACAUGCCUAGAUGUUUUUGUACAAUAGAUUAUGUCUGUCAGAAUGGAUCUUAUUUGGUCAUGUUUUUCUUAAAUCCUACCCCAUAAAUGUCAACCUAUCAAUGUCAUCAUAUUGUUAAUUAUAAAGCAAACAAAACUCAUACAUUGAUGUCUUAUAUUUUUCUAUCCAAUAUCAGGGUAAAUAACUCGAAACAAGAACCGUUUUACAAUUGUUAGAAAACAUA
Mytilus trossulus (common blue mussel) is the source of this 1623-nucleotide messenger RNA. RefSeq lists its product as uncharacterized. NCBI's taxonomy places the organism in Eukaryota, Metazoa, Mollusca, Bivalvia, Mytilida, Mytilidae. The transcript is spliced from 7 exons. The record is from RefSeq and is a predicted model, not a curated record. Bases 125 to 1222 code for a protein of 365 amino acids.